AUGAGCUAUGUCGACCUUUUAAUAUCUCGAUUGAAGGAACUAGAAACUGGAGGCCAUGGUGUCGUGAACAUGGUGCACUGGUUUAAUUUUACAACUUUUGAUGUCAUUGGAGAUCUAGCUUUUGGUGAAUCGUUUUCACUGCUGAAAGGGGGUGUGUGGUCGAGACAUCUGUCCUCGAUUUUCGGUAUGGUACAGUUCAGUGUCAUGGAGCGGCUGGUCAGGCGUCUGUUGCCAUCAACAUGGAAAAUUUUCGUCAAGCUUAUUACUCCAAAGAAGCUGCAGGACGACCGGAUGUAUCAGUAUAAUCUAGCCAAAGAUAAGCUAUCUCGCCGGGUGGCUCAUGAUGCAGAGAAACCUGACUUUGUGCACUGUAUGCUGAAGGGAUCUCGCGAAGCUACCGGUCCUGACGGUCUGACGUUCGAGGAAAUGGUCUCGCAAGCAAACCUUUUAUUAAUCGCUGGUAGCGAAACAACAGCAUCACUAUUGUCCGGCAUGCUGUACCAUCUCCUAGUGAAUCCUGAAGCACUGGCUCSUUUWACAGAAGAAAUUCGCACAUCCUUCUCCGAGGAGUCUGAUAUUAGCAUUCAAAGCGUCUCCUAUCUACCAUAUAUACAAGCUGUGAUCGAAGAGUCUCUGCGUAUAUAUCCUCCCGUACCCAAUAUCCUACCUCGCUCAACCCCCCAACCGGGAGAAGUUAUUUGUGGGAAAUUUGUCCCUGGAGGCACUAGCGUUGGGUUGCAUCACUAUGCGUGCUAUCGCUCUUCGGAGAAUUUCUACGAGCCGGACUCUUUCCACCCUGAACGCUGGCUCGAUGAUGGUGAUUCUCGUUUCGCGAACGAUGAUAAAAAUGCAUUUCAUCCGUUCUCUCAUGGACCGAGGGGAUGUCUCGGGAAGAAUCUGGCGUACGCCGAGAUGAAGUUGAUUGCGGCAAAAUUCUUCUGGAAUUUCGAUGUUGAGUUGCAACCUGAGAGCAGGAAUUGGACCCAGCAGAAGUCCUCGAUCAUUUGGAAGAAAAUCCCUCUUCAUGUCAAAUUGACAUCGAGGAUGUAG
Messenger RNA from Talaromyces amestolkiae, 1050 nucleotides. RefSeq lists its product as uncharacterized. Bases 1 to 1050 code for a protein of 349 amino acids. Gene Ontology annotation, molecular function: iron ion binding; heme binding; oxidoreductase activity, acting on paired donors, with incorporation or reduction of molecular oxygen. The record is from RefSeq and is a predicted model, not a curated record. Lineage: Eukaryota; Fungi; Ascomycota; Eurotiomycetes; Eurotiales; Trichocomaceae. The transcript is spliced from 3 exons.